Messenger RNA from Carassius auratus (goldfish), 4529 nucleotides. Its product is annotated as partitioning defective 3 homolog B-like. The transcript has 13 exons. Gene Ontology annotation, cellular component: adherens junction; apical plasma membrane; apical junction complex. Gene Ontology annotation, biological process: establishment of centrosome localization; intracellular protein localization; establishment of cell polarity. The record is from RefSeq and is a predicted model, not a curated record. NCBI's taxonomy places the organism in Eukaryota, Metazoa, Chordata, Actinopteri, Cypriniformes, Cyprinidae. Gene Ontology annotation, molecular function: protein binding; phosphatidylinositol binding. Bases 1 to 1911 code for a protein of 636 amino acids.
AUGAAUUCACCAAUAAGACUAAAAGACGGUCGCUUGCGUAUCAAUGACCAACUGAUAGCUGUUAAUGGCGAAUCUCUGAUCGGACGCUCCAACCAUGAUGCCAUGGAGACCCUGCGCCACUCUAUGUCGACUGAAGGGAACCUCAGAGGAACCAUCCAGUUGGUGGUUCUGCGUGCUCUGGAGCACACACCUGUACAGGAAAAUCAAGAAAGCAGUCAAACUGUCACCAGAAACGACUCUCCUGCUCAUCAGCUUCCUAAUAGCAACCACACCAACAGUUCGGUUCCACCGUCCACAGCAAGCAGUCGUAUGUACGAGCCUACUUCUGCUGUGCAUGGAUCCAAUGACGAAAAAAUGGAACUUCCAGAGGAAGAUUACGAUGAAGAGGGUUUCCCCCCUCCACCUUCUGAUCUGGACCUGCUGGAAACAAACGCUCCACACAGACACCAACAAGAUCGGGCUGAAAUGGAGCCUGAUUCAUAUAUGAUCCACCCCACCGACCAACAAAACCCUCAACGACAGAACGUCCCAGAUUACCCCACCAGCAAGUCCUCUAAGAGCAUGGAUUUAGGGGCGGGUGAGAGAAAUGUGGCCUCCAUUCAAGGACAGAGACCUGAACCCCUCUCUUCUAACGGGACGGCGCUGGGACCCAGGUUAGGUCUGCAGAAGUCCAGUUCUCUGGAGAGUCUCCAGACAGCGAUGGAGGAGGUCAGAAAGGACGAGCUGCCCAACCAUCGUCCACGCACACACAUGGUGAGGGGCCGAGGCUGCAACCUCAGCUUUCGCCACGCCAUCGACAAGUCCUACGAAGGGCCGUCUGAACCCGAGGAUGAUGACUCUGAGGAAGACUCUGGAAGAGAUACGCCUGCCAGCAGCUCCUCUCGACAGGAAGUAGACGAUGACAAGAAGGUAAAGAAAAAGAAAACCAAAAAGAAGAAAGAGAAAAAGAGCAAAAAGAAGGACGAGCCAGAAGACCCUGAGAAAAAGACAAAGAAAAAAGGAUUCGGAUUGUUGAGGUUUGGGAGAAAAAACAAACCCAAGGCUAAAGAAAUGGGAGCUUUGAGCGAAGAGGAGGUGUACAAGAGUGAACCUGAGAUGUUUCUGUCAAAGAGUGAAAGGAACAGCCCUGCUCCUGACCGCGCCAUCUUCCCGGACGUCGAGGACGAUGACCUGGAUCCCAACUAUGCUCGCAUCGACAAUUUCAGAGAACCUCCCGCCUCCAGCCACUCCCCCUAUCCACCUGGAACUCCCACCCAUAACUACACUCAGCCUCUCCCCGCCCCCAAUAGAGAGCCACCCAAUGAGGACGCGCUAGAGGGGCUUUAUGCAAAAGUGAAUAAGCAAAGAACCGCUCCUCCAAACACUGACAGUAAUGAAGAACGAUUGCAGCAAAUCAGGAAUCAUCUUCAGCAGGUGAGACCAGCUCCAUCCUACGAUGACCUGACAGCCCGAAGACGUCCAGAGUACGACCCUUCACGAAUUAGAGGGCCUGAUCCACGAAUGGCUCCGAGAUACAAUGACACCGAUCGACUGUAUGCCUCAGUGCCCAGGAGAAUGCCCAUGGAGGACUACCCAAAUCAGAACUGGGCCAGCCAGAGAGACCCUGUCCAUUACCCCAACCCCAUCUAUGAGACCCAUCAAGACAACUAUCCUCCACGCUCUCCCCGUUUGCCUGUACCCAGACCCGCGGAGGCCACGGGUGGUUACUACCCCACAUCUCCAGCCCAACAGAGGGGUCCCAUGAGGCAGGAUGUCCCUCCCUCUUUGAACCCAGGUGCCAGAGCCCCACCGCAAUACGAUACAAUAAAACAGGGGAACUAUCGGGCGGCCAGUCCUGAUCGUUACGGGCCAUACGGAGAUGAACAAUACCAAGAUCCCCAGCAGAAAAAACCAAUGAUUGGAACUGUCUAGAGUAGAUUUUAAAGUUAUUAUAUGAUUUUGUCCAUUUAAAAAGGAAAAACUAAUUUGUUUUCUUAGACUUAUGAAAAGAAAAGGCAAAUACAGUUGGCUUGACAUAACCCUUGAUUACUCCAUAGUUAACUAGUUAAGUAAAAUUUGUGAUUUGUUUUGGACGUCAGCUUUUUUUUUCCCUCUUGAUUAGUAUAUGUUCUGAACAGCAAGUAAAUUUUACGAGUCGGUUACAUUUGAAGGAAGCACAUAGGGUUUGUAUAUAUAUAUAUAUGUGUAUGUUUUGCAUGAAUUUAAAAGAAAAACGCCACCAUUUUUCCUUAUUUCACUAUGUACUUCCUUCAACUUAGAUGAGUUGAUAUGUACCUUUCAUGCCUCAGUGCGAGCACUCAGUCGCUGUAGCAUGUGGCACCACUAUGCUAGCAUUUAGCUUAUCACCAUUCAUUCCUUGGGAUCCAAACUUGGUUGAAUUUACAAGCCCCCAAACACUUUCGUGUUUUCCCUAUUUAAAGACAGUUACAUGAGUAGUUACACGAGUAAGUAUGGUGACCCAAAAAAACAUGGAAAGUGGAAGUGUUUGGUUGCUUCUAAAUUCAUCUCUGUUUGGAUCCUAAGGAAUGAAUGGUGCUAAGCUAAACGCUAGCAUAGUGGCGCCACACGCUACAGCGAUUAAGUGCACUCGCUGAGACGGGAGAGGUACGUAUCGUACAUAAGUUGUGGGAAGAACAUAGUGAAAUAUAGAAAAACAGUAGCGUUUUUCUUUAAUUCAUGAUGCCACACAAAGAUGUGUAUAUGAUGGUCUACCAUGGUAAGUAUGGCCAUUUCUUCCCAUCAUGAUUACGUAUUGUUUUGUUGAUGACAUGAUUGGUAUCUCUUAUUAUCCUUAAAUGUCAGAUUUUCUCAGAGCAUUAUUUGUUUAUACCUGUAUAUUGGGUGCCUUAUGCUAGCAUGAGUGAGAAGUUUUUAAAUGUGAAGAAAUUCACAAUCAGUUUACUUUUUGUUGUCAAAAGAAUUAUUUUUUUUUUUUUUAGCUUUUAUUGCCUUUGGAGUAACUUACAAAAGAUUCCACUUACUGUUUAGUGUUAUUCAUUACAAUGUUUUGAGGAUAAUAUUCUCUUCAAGCCACCUCUCUCCUUGAUUCAUUUAAGUAAACUCGUUCUGAGGCCCAAAAACAAAACGGGCAAGGUUACACAAAUAGCUGAUCCAAUACCAAAGUCUCGAAAUGUUUUGUCUGUUUUUUUUUUUUUUUUUUUUUUUUUUUUUUUUUUGUUGCGUCUUUUCUUUUAUCUUAGGUCAAGGUUUUUACAUUCCUGGAAUUUGUUUUCCCAUUUAGCCGUUUUAUCAUAGUGCUGCAUGAAAUACUGCCCCCUAGGUGCAAUACACAAUGCUCAAUGCACAAGGUUCUUUUAGUGAAUGGUCGUUGUUGUUGGAUCAUUGCUCUAAAGUGCACCUUUUAUGCCCCUUUUAACAAGAUGUAAUAUUAGUCUGGAGUGUCGACAGAAUAUGUCUGUAAAUUUUCAGCUCAAAAUACCCAACAGAUCAUUUAUUAUAAAAUGUGGAAUAUUUAUUUUUUGAGGAUGUCUAUCACUUUAAAUACAAAAGAGCUGCAUAUUCCCACCCUGUCUUCAGAAGUCCUCAUUAAUCCUUUAAUGAGGAUAAAAAAAAAUAAGGAGUGGGUGGAUUUUUAUCAUUGUAGGGUUGUUCACACACUGCCAACACACAUUUAUGUCCAAACACCAUGUAAAAGUGAAUUUUGCCUAACAGGUGACCUUUAAAAACAAGACUUCCUGAAAUCCUUGGUUUGUAAAAUGAUCUGUUUGUUGUAGUUAGGAGAUAUGUUGCCAGUCUAAACAGGAUCCUGCAAGAACCAACUUUACUUCAACUUUGUUUUUUUGUUUUUUUUUGCACAUUUAAUGCCUGAAUGAAGAGGUUUACAGGAAAAUUGUCAGAUAGAAACUGAAUAUUCUGAGAAUACAUGAAGUUUUGUUGAUUUUAUUUGCAAGAAUUUACCUUAUACACAUGUUACUCUAUAGACUUUACAGUAUGUACAAUCAGUUGGUGUUCAAUCUUGUGUCUGUCUCGUCAUUGAAAAGUUGAUUUUUAAUAUCUAUAUUUUCGUAUCAUAUUGGUCAUUUAAUGUUUAUGGAAAAUAUAAUAUCUUUGUUUUUAUUUUUUAUUUUACUUGGAUUUUAUUGAAUAAAAUGUUUGUUUGUAUUUAAUAGUUUUAUACUUGGUUUUCAGGUUUGUUUGUUUUUUUUUUUUUUUUUUUUUUUUUUUUUUUACAAAAGAGACCAAAUGCUGUGCAAUUUUACUCAUUGUUUGUUUAUUAGUUUUUUGCUCUUAUAUUUUUAUGAAAAUCUAAAUGCUGGUCGGCAUAACUUGUGAAAUCAGAUAACAUGUAUAGCAAUACAAUUUGUGGUAUUGUUUUUAUUUUGUUGAGCAAAUGUUGUAUUAAAUGGAAAGAAGUUUGUGUUGCCACUACACACGCCAUAAGCAAAAAUGAGUCUUGAUGUUAUAGGCCUACAUUUUUGGGUUAAAUAAUAUGGCUAUUACAUCAAUUCAGAUUGAUUAUGAAAUUUUGGUACUUUCUUAUUUUAAAUAGAAGUGUGUAUGUUUUGUUU